CUAAACAGCCGCUGCUAACCCGCGUCUGUCCUCUGGGCCUGUGAUUGGCUGUUCCCACAGCACUGCAGGGACACUUUCACGCACGUGCCGCACAUUCCUGAUCUGCGCUGUGGAUAAGUGCAGCUGCCAAGUGUGCGCAAAGCUUCCGUCAACAGAAAUGUCAGCUGCUGAGGCUUUUGUGACCCUCGCCACCACAGACUCUUACUGCAUGGGCGCCACUGUCGUGGCCAGAAGUCUGCGGCGGCAUGGAACAACUCGCCACAUAGUUGCCAUGAUCACACCAAAUGUGUCUGAGCAGUCAAGACUCGCCCUUAACGACGUGUUUGAUGAAGUGAUUGUGGUGGAUGUGAUGGACAGUGAAGAUUACCACCACCUGUGCUUGCUGGGACGUCCUGAGCUCGGUAUCACGUUCACUAAGAUCCACUGCUGGACUCUGACACAGUACAGCAAAUGCGUCUUUCUGGAUGCCGACACUCUGGUGCUGUGUAACGUGGACGAGCUGUUUGACAGGGACGAGCUGUCAGCCGCUCCUGAUCCCGGCUGGCCCGACUGUUUCAACUCAGGAGUGUUUGUCUUCAGACCGUCCCUCCACACUCACACCAGCCUGCUGCAUCACGCCAGUCGCCACGGCAGCGUUCAUGAUAACACACGACUACACGGGCUCAGGCGAACCUUCUGCAACAUAAAUAUGGGUUUGAGGAUAAAUUGGGAAAUACUCUGUGUGGGUUUCGUCUCUGUGUUGCUGGUUUUACAGCCACAGUUGGACAUGUUGGAGUUACAGGUUUGUUCUUGCAGGUUCGGCCACGGUGCAAAGAUCAUCCACUUCCUCGGAGCAGACAAACCCUGGAGCUCGCAGGGAAACAGCAGCUACUCGCACAACAUGGAGCAGUUUGUGUCUCUGUGGUGGAAGGAAUACCUCAUCCACACAGUGUCAUCUGCUCCAGCGGUCCAGCCCAAGCAAGAGCAGAAGAAACCACAACAGUUCCUGCGUCUGCAGCGUUCCCACACAGAUGACACACAGUUGGAGGAGGAGUCGAGAUCAUCUGAGGAGCCAGAAGCUGAGGAUCCACCUUUGGGGGCCGAAGGCUCUGAAAGCAGCGACGUUCCUGCAGACACGGCUGCUGAUCCCACUCCUGCCCACACCGAGCCGCUGGACCACCGCAGGCUGUGGGAGAUGGGACAGGUGGACUACCUCGGCAGAGAUGCCUUUCAAAACAUCCAGAGGAUGCUGGACCGCUUUUUGGAUUAA
Molecule: messenger RNA, 1249 nt
Organism: Neolamprologus brichardi
Lineage: Eukaryota; Metazoa; Chordata; Actinopteri; Cichliformes; Cichlidae
Source: RefSeq, a predicted model, not a curated record